Molecule: messenger RNA, 885 nt
Organism: Prorocentrum cordatum
Lineage: Eukaryota; Dinophyceae; Prorocentrales; Prorocentraceae
Source: the annotation of a GenBank genome assembly
AUGAAUAAGUCGGUGACCUUGCGGUCGAACGCGUCCGUCCGAUCGGAGCGGUCAUCGCACAGCACCACCAGCUCACACAAACGUGCUGGCCAGAAGUUGUCGGACAAGGUCCGUGGCAAGAAGACGGCCAGCGAGAGCUCCCAGGCGCACGCGAUGAUGUCCUCAGCGAGCUCCCAGCCGGGGGUGGCCGCGCAGGAUUCGACGGUCGGACACACCAAAUCGUCCUGGGUGCAGAACGUCUCGUCGCAGCGAAUGGCCGCAGUGCGCAGCUUCGGCACCCUCAGCCUUGGCGGCAUGAGCGCCUCGACGGAAGGCAGCUUCGGUUUCGGCGGCCCCUCCCCCCGCCCCAGCGCCGGCCUCGUGCCGAGCGACUGCCGCUUCACCGUGCCCGUCGACGUGCUGAUGGAGUCGGCCGAGGAGGGCACCUUCAGCAUCACCGACCCCGCCCUCGGGCUGUCGCUGCGGGUGGCCAUCCGGAACCGGCCCAGCGCCCGGCUCCUGCAGGUCUUCGUCGGCACGGACUCGCCGAAGCCCUGCACCACCGUGAGCCCCCUGUCCGACGGCGGCCCGGCCGGCAUCCGCAUGGAGAUCCGCGGUGCCGACGGCUCGCUCUUCGGCAUGCUGACGCUGCAGCAGAACGGCUCCUUCGUCGUGACCACGGCCGAGAAGCAGCCUCUGCUCACCAUCGAGGGCAACGAGGAGAACCUGGACCUGCGCAUCUCCGCGCGUGACGGGCGGCUCGUGGCCGCGGUCUCCUGCGCGUCGGCCGGCCCCUCCAAGGAGGUCGACAAUCUGGACUUCCGUGUGCGCCCAGGCACAGACCCCGUGCUGGUGGUCACGUGCAUCCUCUCGGUUCUCCUCUUCGUCUACGGCGACGACGAGUAG